Messenger RNA from Equus quagga, 781 nucleotides. It is a transcript of the gene CST3, whose product is annotated as cystatin C. Gene Ontology annotation, molecular function: cysteine-type endopeptidase inhibitor activity. The transcript is spliced from 3 exons. The record is from RefSeq and is a predicted model, not a curated record. Bases 87 to 515 code for a protein of 142 amino acids. NCBI's taxonomy places the organism in Eukaryota, Metazoa, Chordata, Mammalia, Perissodactyla, Equidae.
GAUAAAAGCGCGGCCGGCCGGGGGUGCCCGAGGCCUCGGGUCGGAUCGCAUUGCUGUCCUUCGUCCGGUGCUCCUCCGCGCAGACCAUGGCCGUGCUCCCACGCGCCCCGCUGCUCCUGCUGGCCGCGCUGGCCCUGGGCCUGGCCGCGAGCCCCGCGGCCGCCGCGAGCGCCGGCAAGCGCCAGCUGGUGGGCGGCAUCUCGGAGGCGGACAUCAGCGAGCAGGGCGUGCAGCAGGCGCUCGACUUCGCGCUCAGCGAGUACAACAAGGCCAGCAACGACGCCUUCCACAGCCGCGCGCUGCGCGUCGUGCGCGCCCGCAAGCAGGUCGUGGCUGGGCUGAACUACUUCUUGGACGUGGAGAUCGGCCGAACCAGAUGCACCAAGUCUCAGCCCAACCUGGCCACCUGCCCCUUCCACGACCCACCGAGGAAAACAGUCUGCUCUUUCCAGAUAUACACUGUGCCCUGGAUGGGCACAAUGUCUGUGGUGAAGUCCAGCUGCCACGAGGCGUAGAGGACUGUGUGACAGGCCCGGCCACACUGCCUCUCACUCGCACCCCGCCUUGUAGAGCUCCUAAGCUUAGAUGAGUGACCACAUCCUGCUGGAAGUCCCCUCAGUGUCCCAGCCUCAGGAGACACACAGAGAAGGCUUCUCGGGUAUUGUUUGUACAGCUAAGUGGCUCCAACUCACUUCUGUCUUCUGAUUGCUUUCCAAAUGCAGCAGUACGUAGUGCGCAUGUUCUGCUCCUCUCUCACUUAAUAAAAAAGUAACAUCAGCUA